Molecule: messenger RNA, 1509 nt
Organism: Lytechinus variegatus (green sea urchin)
Lineage: Eukaryota; Metazoa; Echinodermata; Echinoidea; Temnopleuroida; Toxopneustidae
Product: monocarboxylate transporter 14-like
Exons: 4
Coding region: 68-1507 (479 amino acids)
Biological process (GO): transmembrane transport
Molecular function (GO): monocarboxylic acid transmembrane transporter activity
Source: RefSeq, a predicted model, not a curated record
UGGCUGGUUAACAAGCAAACUUUUUUUUCAAAUUUGCCAAAAGAGGUUAAAAAAAUAAUAACUGAAAAUGGUGUCAAGAACGCGCCUCGAUCAUGCCGGUCGAGAACAGGCUGAUGGUGACGAGAUGCCCUGUGACACUCCAUCAGAUCCCCAGCGUUAUCUAGUUUUGCUGGCAACAUUUUUCUUCCUCUUUCUUGAAGCUGGUAUUAUCAAAUCAUUUGGAGUUCUUCUCUCACCCAUGGUUUUCCAGCUUGACAGCAACUUUGCAACCGUCGGUGUGAUACUGUGUCUGCCAUGGACUGUGGAAUAUAUAUGCGCGGUUAUUGUGAAGCCUCUGACCAGCCACAUUGAUCCACACAAGAUAUCAACUGCUGGCGGACUGAUUGCUGGUGUUUCCUUAACAACAUCGUAUUUCGCUCGUACAACCUCCACUCUUGGAAUUCUCUUCUUUUUAUUUGGUAUUGGUGAGAGUAUGAUAAUAGUUCCAGCAAUCAUCUGUCUACAUCGUCACUAUAAAAAAGGUUUUGCAUUCGCCAGUUCCUUUGCCUUCGUGGGUUCCCUAAUGGGGGUCUUCAUCUUGCCCAUCAUAACGAAUGUCUUGCUUGAGGCAUACGGACCACACAAUGCCCUUCUCGUUUUAGGUGGUCUUUGCCUUAACAUGUUACCAUUUGGUCUGGUCUUCAAAUUGCCAGAGGAAAUUCAAAAGAGACCACCUGCGCCGGCUUGUGAGCAUCUAUUGGAGGUUGCGGAUACUGAAAGAUGCGAUUAUUUUAGGAAAAUGCCUGAAAACACUGAUUAUUUCCCCAACUCGAAAAAGAGAUGCACAGAUCAAAAUACUGAAGCUCAUGGAUGUCUCACUGUCACACGAAAACGACUCAUUGAAAUAAUGUCCGAUCUGAAGACAUUCAUUAAGGAAGCAAAGUUUUUCCUUGCUUUCAUUUUGCCAUGCGACAUCUUUGGUUCCUUCACUUUAGUCGGCUUCAGCAUAUUCAUCGUACAUUUUGCCAUCUCUGUUGGAAUCCCUCAAACCAAUGCAGUCUUUGUUGGAACUAUGGGAGGUGUUGGAGGCCUGGUUGCCAGGGUGUCGGGCACUGUUAUCUUACACUUUCAUCCAACCUGGGUGUUUGGUCAAUUCCUAGUCCUCUGCUCUCUGACAUCGCUGAUGCUGUUUCUUCAACCCUUGAGGGCGUCUUACACCUACCUGCUUGUCUGCUCCUUCUUCUUGGGCUUUGGUCUUUACGGUAGCGUUUGCCUCAUUGAAGCAUUGGUUUCCAACGUCGUCAAGCCAGAAGUCUUUCCCACAACGAUUUCUAUCUCUUAUCUUUUCAAAGGCCUCGCUUCUGUCCUGGCUGCUUAUGGUUCAGGAUUGCUGUACGAUUUAACCCAAUCGAAUGGGAUAGUCUUUUAUAUUCUCGGUGUCUUACAAGCGAUUAAUGUCGUCAUCAUCAUCAUCUUACUCCUAGUCACCAGGAUGCGAUUGGCAAACAGCCCGACCAAAGGAAUAUGAUU